AUCUCCGGCGGCUCCAUCGCGAACCUCUACACCUACACGCAGCGCUACCACCCGAACCCGACCCUGCGGCGGCCGCUCAUCGACUACGACGCGUCGCUCCUCUUCUGCCCCGCGCUGCUGGCCGGGACGAUGUUCGGCGGCCUCUUCAGCGUCAUGUUCCCGCCCUGGCUCGUCGUCAUCUGCCUCGUCGUGCUCCUGGGCUACAGCGGCAAGCGCACGGUGAAGAAGGGCAUCGCCAAGUGGAACGCGGAGUCCGCGAAGCAGAAG
Messenger RNA from Aureococcus anophagefferens, 267 nucleotides. RefSeq lists its product as hypothetical. The record is from RefSeq and is a predicted model, not a curated record. Gene Ontology annotation, biological process: protein ubiquitination. The transcript has a single exon. The annotation marks the transcript as partial. Gene Ontology annotation, cellular component: Cul4A-RING E3 ubiquitin ligase complex. NCBI's taxonomy places the organism in Eukaryota, Pelagophyceae, Pelagomonadales, Pelagomonadaceae.